Messenger RNA from Capsicum annuum, 866 nucleotides. RefSeq names its product trafficking protein particle complex subunit 2. Lineage: Eukaryota; Viridiplantae; Streptophyta; Magnoliopsida; Solanales; Solanaceae. The transcript has 6 exons. Bases 150 to 518 code for a protein of 122 amino acids. Gene Ontology annotation, biological process: endoplasmic reticulum to Golgi vesicle-mediated transport. The record is from RefSeq and is a predicted model, not a curated record. Gene Ontology annotation, cellular component: nucleus; cytoplasm; TRAPP complex.
GAUCCAAAGCCCAGAUGAUGAAAGGCCCAUUAUUCUUCGGCCCAGUUUAUUCUACUCUACCUUCUUUGCUAACUUCUCCGUCCCGUUUCUUCGGCGAUCUCCUCGCGAUCUCAUUUUCAUAAUCGAGUUGAAUUUAGGGAUCCGAAUAAAUGGCAAGCACGGCAUGUUUUAUGAUUGUAAGUAGGAAUGAUAUCCCUAUCUACGAAGCUGAAGUUGGUACAGCGCCCAAGAAAGAAGAUGCUGCUCACCAGCACCAGUUUAUAUUACAUGCAGCAUUGGAUAUAGUCCAGGACCUUGCAUGGACUACAAGUGCUAUGUUUUUGAAAUCAAUUGACAGAUUCAAUGAUUUGGUGGUGUCUGUUUACGUCACUGCUGGUCAUACGCGAUUAAUGCUGCUUCAUGACUCGCGCAAUGAUGAUGGGAUCAAAAGCUUCUUCCAGGAGGUCCAUGAACUAUAUAUAAAGCAUACUACAGGACUCUUUCAGUGUGUACAGAACCUCUUUGGUACACAUCACUAAGAGUACUGUUGAGGUACUAAGAGGUUGAGAGGUUGGCUAGGAAUGGUUUCAAGCAAGGUAGAGGUAGACCGAAGAAAUAUUGGAGGGAGGUGAUUAGACAUGACAUGGAGCAGCUUCAGCUUCCGAGGACAUGGCCCUAGAUAUGAAGAUGUGGAGGAGGCGAAUUAGGGUAUUAGGAAGGAAUGCGUCCUUACUAGUAGGUAGGAGGUAUUUUUUUUGUUAUCCGUGCUAGUAGUCAUAGUGUUAGUCUUGUUUCAGAGUGUAUUAUCAUUUGUCGUAUUAUUUGUUGAUAGUCUUGUUUAUGUUAUUACUUGGUGUGUUAAUACCAAUUGUUUCUUGUUCCGUUAC